Molecule: messenger RNA, 1658 nt
Organism: Rhopilema esculentum
Lineage: Eukaryota; Metazoa; Cnidaria; Scyphozoa; Rhizostomeae; Rhizostomatidae
Product: radial spoke head protein 3 homolog B
Cellular component (GO): cilium
Source: RefSeq, a predicted model, not a curated record
CUAUGCCGUUGCUAUUGUGAGCAUUCCUAGUUGCAGGUUUUCGAUCAAGUUCAAGUUAUUUCAUUUCAAUGAUCUUUGAAAAUUGACGUUAUUUUGCUUGUUUCAAAUUUGAUUCUCGUUAAUAAUGGCUGCUGUUAUGUCCCAAAGAAGGGAUGGUUCUGGAACAUACACGUUUUCAAGUCGACCAAGGGCAGUUCAGAAUCGAAAAAAAUACCGAAAUGCCAGCGCGUUAGAGGAUGAAAAUGAGAGCCCAGCUCCAUAUGGCAAUAUUAUGUACGACAGACGAAUAGUCAGAGGAAAUACUUAUGCACAAAAUGUCCUUCCUGCUACUGCUCAACCUGAUCCAAUUGAAAUUCAAAAGCAGCAAGAAGGGAAGCGGAGAGCAAUUGCUAGAAAAAGAGCUAAGGAGCAGUUAAAGCCAAGAACACCUGAGCCAGUUGAGGGCAGGAAGCACAUCGAUGUUCAGACCGAGUUAUACUUAGAAGAAUUAACUGACCGAGUGGAAGAAUCUGAUGUACACACACAAACUGAUGCUUUUCUUGAUCGGCCUCCAUCACCUUUAUUCAUCCCAGCUAAAACUGGUGUUGAUGUUUCUACGCAAAUUUUAGAGGGGGAACUUUUUGAUUUCGAUAUUGAAGUCAAACCAAUCUUAGAAGUUCUUGUUGGAAAAACCGUAGAACAAGCUCUACUUGAAGUUAUGGAGGAAGAAGAAUUAGCUAAUCUUAGAGCACAGCAGCGUAGGUUUGAAGAACUGCGUAAUGCAGAGCUUGUUGAAACACAGAGGCUUGAAGAACAGGAAAGGAGACAUCGUGAAGAAAAGCAAAGGAGGAUGAGACAACAGUUAGAAGUAUUGAAAAAGGAAAAAGAGACUUCUGAAAAGAUUGCUGCAAGAGCAUUUGCACAGAGCUAUCUGUCUGAUCUAAUACCUUCUGUGUUUGGAACAUUAAAUGACAAUGGAUACUUCUAUGAUCCUGUUGACAGAGAUGUUGAAACAUAUUUCAUGCCUUGGUUGAUGGACAGUGUUGAAACACAGCUUGAAAAAGCAACUCUGGCUCGAAAGAUUGCAGACAGUAUUAUUCGCAAUGUGGUUAUAAACAGACAUGAUAAUUACACAAAAUUGGACGAAGAAGUCGAGAAGAGAAUCCGCGCGGCAAUAGAAGCAGCGCGCGCUGCUGCUGCAGAGAAGGAGCGGGAGGACACUGAUGCGACGCAGCAAGAAAGCGAAAAUACUUCGGAAGAAGCUAAAGAUGAUGCCGCUGCACAAGACGAGAAUAAAGAAGAAGAGAAAAAUGAAAAAGAAGAUGAAGAAAAUGCCGGAGAAGAUGAAGGAGAUGAUGGCAAAGGGAACGGAGACGCGGAGGAUGAUGACGAGGGCGGAGAUGAUGAAGGUGGAAACGAGGACGCGGAAAAAGAUGAUGAGGAGGAUUAACAUUUCGAAACAAUAAUUUGUUUCGUUGUAAAAAAUAUAUUAAUAUUGUUUAGGAAUUAAUAAAAAGCUGACGAGCCAUGGUGGCUUGUUCGAAGUUAUAAAAUAUUUGUGAAAUUUCGUUGUAUACUUAUACCGUCUUUUGUAAAUAUACGCAUGGUGUUAAUUUGCCUAAUAACUUUUUUGGUAGAUAUUGAAACAUCACUUUCAAAAAUGAUAAUCUUCCAUUCGA